This is a messenger RNA of Pungitius pungitius (ninespine stickleback), 3871 nucleotides long. It is a transcript of the gene epb41l2, whose product is annotated as erythrocyte membrane protein band 4.1 like 2. The transcript is spliced from 15 exons. Gene Ontology annotation, molecular function: actin binding; structural molecule activity. Gene Ontology annotation, biological process: cortical actin cytoskeleton organization. The record is from RefSeq and is a predicted model, not a curated record. Bases 188 to 2998 code for a protein of 936 amino acids. NCBI's taxonomy places the organism in Eukaryota, Metazoa, Chordata, Actinopteri, Perciformes, Gasterosteidae. Gene Ontology annotation, cellular component: cytoskeleton; plasma membrane.
GAUGAUGGGCACGUCCUGCUUUUAGCCCGGGGCCAGAUUUUCGGUGCAGACUCAAUUGGAGAUUUUUUCUAAGGUUGAGAUAGCGGGGCGCACGUUAUUUUUUGGAGGAGGACGGAGUGAGAGGCCACGUUUGGAGAAGUUCCCCUUACGCGCUUCGUUGAAAAUCAAAACAGGUCGACGCGUCGCCAUGACUACAGAAGCGGGCUCUGAGACCGAGGUGAAGGAGAAAGCCGAGGAGCCUGCCGCUGAGCCGGUCCAAUCGGAGAAGGCCCCGGACGAGGCCCAAGAAGUAGCCAACGCCGAGGGGCAGGAGAAGGGGAAGGAGGGCAAAGGAAUAGGUCGAUACCUGCCGACAUGGCUUAAGAAGCAGAAGUCUCAGAGCCAGCAGACCUCCCCGACCAAAGAGGCGCCGCCCACGGAGGAAGCCGUCGGCAAGGUGACACAGCAAAAGGGGGACGAGUCUGCCCCGGAAGUGAACGGUCACGCAGAGGAAGUGGAAGAAGAAGAGGAAGAAGAGGAGAAGGAGGAGGCAGUAAAGUCGGAGGAAGUGAAGGAAAAGGAAUCAGAAUCUCACUCUACCGCCAGCGGAGACAACAAGACCGCCAAGGCUGAGGAGACUGCUGAUAAAGUUCCAGAGGAGAGCCAGCCAACAGCAGAGGGAGAAGGAGCAAAGGAGGUGCAGCAGAAGAAGGAGCAGGAAGGGGACGCGGCCGGUGAGGAGGAGCAAGGAGGGGAAAGAGAAGGCCAGACUUCUAUUUUCCAGUCUCCUCUCCGCCUGGUGAGGAAAACCAAGAUGAAGCUGAUGGAGUGUCACGUGAGCCUCCUGGACGGGACCGACUUCACCUGCGAGGUGGAGAAACGGGCCAAAGGCCAGUUCCUGUUCUUUAAGGUGUGCGAGCACCUCAACCUAAUGGAGAAGGACUACUUUGGACUCUUUUACAUGGACAACCAUGCACAGACGUGUUGGUUGGACCCCACCAAGGACAUCAAGAGACAGAUACGCAAUAACAACUGGCAGUUUGUAUUCAACGUCAAGUUCUACCCUCCUGACCCGUCACUGCUCACCGAAGACAUUACCAGGUACCUGCUGUGUCUGCAGCUCCGUGAAGACGUGGCCACUGGGCGCCUGCCGUGCUCGUUCGUCACUCACGCCCUGCUGGGGUCGUACACGCUGCAGGCGGAAUUUGGGGACCACGAGCCCGACCAGCCUCGGCCCCUGGACAACGUGGGUCAGCUGACCUUUGCGCCCAAUCAGAACAAAGACAUGGAGGAGAAGAUUCUUGAGCUCCACAAGUCUCUCAGGGGAAUGACACCAGCUCAGGCCGACGCCCAGUUUCUAGAAAAUGCCAAGAAACUGUCCAUGUACGGGGUGGACCUGCACCACGCCAAGGACUCGGAGGGCGUGGACAUCAUGCUCGGCGUGUGCGCCAACGGGCUCCUGGUUUACAAGGACAGGCUCCGGAUAAACCGCUUUGCUUGGCCCAAAAUCCUCAAGAUUUCAUACAAGAGGAACAACUUCUACAUAAAGAUCCGACCCGGAGAGACGGAGCAGUUCGAGAGCACCGUGGGAUUCAAGCUCCAGAAUCAUCGCUCUGCCAAGAGGCUGUGGAAGGUCUGCGUGGAGAACCACAGCUUCUUCAGGUUAACGGUGCCGGAACAGCCCACCAAGGCCCGCUUCUUGACUCUGGGCUCCAAGUUCCGUUACAGCGGGCGAACCCAGGCCCAGACCCGCAAGGCCAGCUCCCUCAUAGACCGGCCGGCGCCCAACUUCCAACGCACCUCCUCCAAGCGCAUCAGCCGCAGCCUGGAUGGAGCACCAAUGAUCAGCAUAACUGAGGCGUCAGAGAACGGACGUGAACCCCACCUGGAGCUCCACUCUGACUCUAAGUCCAUCUUCAUGUUCCCUCUAUCCUUCUCCUCCUCAUCCUCCCUCUCCUCCCUCCCCCACUCCCUCGACACCGCCUCCGAGCUCGACCGCGCCCUUCUGUCAGACAUCUCUGAAGACAACGACCUCGCGGACCACUCCGCCCGCCCGACCCCCGCUCUGCGGGCCCUCCCCUCGGACACCACCCCCCUUUCCCCCGAGCGCCAGUCGGCUGACCUCGAACCCCUUGCGCCGACCCCCCCGGCCACGCCUCCGGCCGCGGGCCCCGAAACGUGCCUCGCCCAGGCCUCUGUCGCCGAGCGGCGCUGCCCGGCCGGCACCGGCGCGGCGGCGGCUGCAUCGUCCAAUUGGUGGAGCUGGUUCUCCCUGAGGGGCGUGGCUAAAUACGUUUCCUUCGUGCUGUGCUUCCUCUCGGUUUGGGGCCACAGCGUAAACUGCUGUGCGCCCGCUAAGCUGCUGUCGGGACUGACCAAGAGGCUGAGGCUGUUUGCUCGGAGGCUCACGUUCAAGUCGUCGUCGUCGUCGGCGACGCCGGCCAGAGACCCCGAACGCACCGCGGCGCCCGCGCUGCGUCACGUUUUCAACGGCCUGGCGCUGAAAUGGACCCGCCUGGUGGCAUUUAUCGCGAGCUGCCUGCCCGCCGAACUCGCGGGUUUAGUUCCCGCCGUGGUCUGGCGCCCGACGCGGCUGCCCGCGAUGCCCUCCCUCACCCGCCCCCCGGCCGCCUCUUCCUUCGGCCGCCUCUCUUCGCUGCCCUCGUGUUUGUUUCCCGUCCCGCCCCGCGCCUUUCUCUCCCCCCUCUCUGGCGCCCGCCUGCGCCCGUCCCUACAGCGCUACCUGCUGAACCCCUCCCCGCUGUUGCUGCCCUGCCUCCUGGUCGUCUUCCUGUUGGCCGUGAUGCUCACAGCCAGCCAAUCCCUGGUGCUGGCCCUGAUUCUAGCCGCGCCCCUCGGCCUGACCCUGUGUUACCUGGAGAACGUGGUCUCCGGGCAACGGAAGGCGGCCCCGCCGGAGGAUCGGUUGAGCUCUCCUCGCGCGCCCCCGAGCGCCGCGCACCGCGCUCGCUCCGCCGCCGCCACCUGGGCGCAAGAGAUGUGCGAUCCCGCCGCGUAAAUCCGCCGCACAAAUACGCCGCACAAAACUCCCCCUUUUUGCUUUUCCCACUUCACUGUGUUUGAGUGUCUAAGCCCCGCCUCCACCUUCUUCCCCCUGGUAUCUUCUGCUCGAUCCCCGCAUCCCGCCCACCCCACUGUAUUGUCUAAGAUAAAGAUAUUAUAGAAUAAUUAAGUAUUAAAUAAACCAGGUUUUAGAUAAACCCUGUUGAAAUAGAGAAUGUUUUAUUGUGUGUUAAAUAUAGAGGAAAAAGAGGUAUAUUCAGAGGUUUAAAUACUGAAACUGUAUAUUUUGGGGGGAGCACAUCACAUUUUGAGAGCUGCUUCAACCACUUAAUCAAAUGAUGAUGAGCUAAAGGCACUUCAUAUCAUAAUAAAUAAAUAUAUAUAUAUAAACUUUUGAGCCCAAAACAAAAUUGUAUUUUUGCCUAACUAUUCAGUUGCUCUAUUUUGCCGUUGUAGUUUAGAGAAAGAUUAGUUGUUUAUAACUGUACGUGCAAUGAGAGAAGUUAGCCUUCUCCCGAUCCCAAAACUAUAGUCUACUUAUUGUUGUGGCCUUUUGUUGAAUAUCGCUGCUGGUGCAGGACGCGAUUAAAAGACAAGUAAAAAUUUGCGACUCGGUUCUGGACCCGUUUGCGAUCACGGGAGGGCGAACUCGUCUGCUGUUCUGGAGUUCUGCACUUGGGAAGUUGUAACGAUGUGCGUCGCAUGGUGGGAAAAUCCACUUUGACACUACCUGAGCAGCUGCUGCUGGCUCCCUUUAUCGGCCACCUCGCACUCCGUCCACGUGACCACUCCUCUGGUCACAUGACCACCGUAUCACCCAUUUCACACCUUUUUUUUUUUUUUGUUGUCUUUGCGCCCCUAUCAUUUU